GCUGGGCUGGGCUGAGCUAGCAGGCGGCUGCAGGGCGAACACCUCGGGGCGCGCAGGGGAGGCCGAGACCCAGGUGCUGAGUCCCCGGAGAAGAGGAGCCACAGAAGCAGCAGCAGCAGGUCGGGAACCCAUGGCGGAAAAGCAGAUCAGCCUGCCCGCCAAGCUCAUCAAUGGCGGCAUCGCGGGGCUGAUCGGGGUCACCUGCGUGUUUCCCAUCGACCUGGCGAAGACCAGGCUGCAGAACCAGCAGAAUGGCCAGCGCAUGUAUACCAGCAUGUCCGACUGUCUGGUCAAGACCAUUCGCUCCGAGGGCUAUUUCGGCAUGUACCGGGGCGCUGCUGUCAACCUGACCCUCGUCACCCCCGAGAAGGCCAUCAAGCUGGCAGCCAACGACUUCUUCCGCCACCAGCUCUCCAAGGACGGGCAGAAGCUGACCCUGAUCAAGGAGAUGCUGGCGGGCUGCGGAGCAGGCACCUGUCAGGUCAUCGUCACCACUCCCAUGGAGAUGCUCAAGAUCCAGCUGCAGGACGCCGGUCGCAUCGCUGCCCAGAAGAAGAUGCUGGCGGCCCAGGCCCAGCUCUCGGCCCAGGGGGCCGCCCAGCCCUCCGUGGAGGCUCCGGCCCCGAGGCCCACGGCCACGCAGCUGACCCGGGAGCUGCUCCAGCGUCACGGCAUCGCCGGCCUCUACAAGGGCCUGGGGGCCACGCUGCUCAGGGACGUGCCCUUCUCCAUCGUCUACUUCCCCCUCUUUGCCAACCUGAACCAGCUGGGCCAGCCGGCCACGGGGGAGAAAUCACCUUUCUACGUGUCCUUCCUGGCCGGCUGCGCUGCCGGGAGCGCCGCCGCUGUGGCCGUGAAUCCCUGUGACGUGGUGAAGACGCGACUUCAGUCCCUGCAGCGCGGGGUCAACGAGGACACUUACUCCGGCUUCCUGGACUGCGCCAGGAAGAUCUGGCGGCACGAGGGUCCAUCCGCCUUCCUGAAGGGCGCCUACUGCCGUGCCCUGGUCAUCGCCCCGCUCUUUGGCAUCGCACAGGUGGUCUAUUUCCUGGGCAUCGCCGAGACCCUCCUGGGGCUGGUGCAGGACGCCCAGCCCUAAGCCCCCCGCUGCCCACCCACAGGACCGAAGCAGCUGGUGUGGGUAACCGCCAGGUCUUUUUUCAACCUUCCCAACCCAUCCCAAGGACAGACAGGAAGAAGGGAAGGGUGCAGGGCACAUGAGGUGGUGUUGCACCUGCACUCCCACCCCGGGA
Molecule: messenger RNA, 1253 nt
Organism: Suncus etruscus (white-toothed pygmy shrew)
Lineage: Eukaryota; Metazoa; Chordata; Mammalia; Eulipotyphla; Soricidae
Gene: SLC25A22
Product: solute carrier family 25 member 22
Exons: 10
Coding region: 131-1099 (322 amino acids)
Biological process (GO): aspartate transmembrane transport; malate-aspartate shuttle; L-glutamate transmembrane transport
Molecular function (GO): L-aspartate transmembrane transporter activity; L-glutamate transmembrane transporter activity
Source: RefSeq, a predicted model, not a curated record